Molecule: messenger RNA, 977 nt
Organism: Aspergillus novofumigatus IBT 16806
Lineage: Eukaryota; Fungi; Ascomycota; Eurotiomycetes; Eurotiales; Aspergillaceae
Gene: erg2
Product: C-8 sterol isomerase ERG2
Exons: 3
Coding region: 113-838 (241 amino acids)
Biological process (GO): ergosterol biosynthetic process
Cellular component (GO): endoplasmic reticulum
Source: RefSeq, a predicted model, not a curated record
CUAAUCAUCCCUAUUACUCCUGUUAAGCUUCGUUUCGUCCCCAGAUUCUGUCAAUUGUCAAUUUUAGUCUCUCAAUUGACUUGAUCUUUUGAUCUACACGGCGACCUCCACCAUGCCCUCUAAAUCCUCCUCCCAGCAAUCAAAUUCCUCCCGCCAGAGUUCCUGCGGCGGCGGCGGCUGCUGCUUCUCUAUGCGCAAACUCGGUUUCCUCGCGGUCUUCGUGGCCAUCUUCGCUGCGCUGUACAGCUACCUCGACGCUCGUCUUGAGCAAUUCUACAUCUUCAAUCCCGAACAAUUGCACGACCUCUCCCAGCGCGCCGUCCAGGCUCAUGGCAACGACACCCGUGCGAUGGUCGACUUCAUUGUCGCCGAGCUGGACCAGAAGAUCCCCGGAAACCACCUGAACAAGAACGAGGAAUGGAUUUUCAACAAUGCCGGUGGUGCUAUGGGUGCCAUGUACAUCAUCCAUGCUAGUAUCACCGAAUACUUGAUCAUCUUCGGCACCGCGAUUGGCACUGAGGGCCACACCGGCCGCCACACCGCCGAUGACUACUUCAACAUCCUGCAGGGAACCCAGGUCGCCUUCGUUCCCGGCACUUUCGAGCCCGAGGUCUACCCCCCUGGCACCGUCCACCACCUCCGCCGCGGCGAGGUCAAGCAAUACAAGAUGGAGCAGUCCUGCUUUGCCCUCGAAUACGCCCGUGGUUGGAUCCCUCCCAUGCUUUUCUUCGGUUACGCCGAUACUUUCUCCAGCACCCUUGACUUCCCUACCCUGUGGGCCACGACGAGAGUCACAGGCCGCGAAAUGAUCAUGAAUCUGCUGCGCCGCAAGUUUUAAUCGCGAUAUGAUUAGGACGAUACAUAACCAGAGAUCGGAGAUAUGGGAUAUUGUACUGUAAUACAAUAGUGUGCCUGUGAUUAUAGAUUAUGGUAAAGCUGUAUAGAUAGGAUAUAUUAUUCUUAUGACCGCUUCAGCU